AUGAAUUUCUCGGACCUGGAUAAUGAGCUCCUGGCAAACGUGCUGUGCUUUUCUGCACCUCGCGACGUUGAAUCUCUUACUGUCGCUUCUUCUAUAGUUGCUCUACAUGUAUUGCCUUUGUUUCCACUUAUCUGGAAGAACAUUUUCCGUCGUCGCUGGGAGUCGCUUAACUUUUCACUGGAAGAUGACGCACCGCUUGAGAUUAAUGACAACUUGGAUGCUCUCUUCCCAAGCUCAUGCACUGAAAGCCGUCGAUUCCAAUUACUGGCCCACGCCAUUGUCCCCGUGCCUUCUUAUGCAGAUAUCGGACGUACUAAAACGUUCUUGGGAUACACAGAUGCAUAUCAUCGGAUUAUUCCGAUGAAGGCUCCAGAAUUGAUAGAGAGAGACACUGUUGACUUUGCUCUAGAUGGAGGUAUGCUAGGUGAUGACCGAUGUGUUCGGGCGAAUGUAGCUUUCCCUACGACGCUUCAUGUCGCGGUAUACAAGCGCAAUUCAACAGAUGAAGAUACGGCUAAGGGUAAAACACGAGUGGUAUAUCAAAUCGGCAUUUUUCAUGGAGGAUACUUUGAGCUGAGCUUAUCGAAACGGCAGCAUCAACAUACAAGUAGUCCUUCUAUGUUUGGCCAAGACUCCAUGACAUCCAUUGGUCUAGUAAAUUCGACGUUUCCGUUGGUGGGCAAGCAACCAGGGUGGACACGGAGGUCGUAUGGCUAUCAUGGUGACGACGGUCGUUUCUAUCAUGGUACUGCAUUUGAGGGUCGACAUUUUGGUCCAGUGUUCAAGGCUGGAUGCACCGUUGGUUGCGGGAUCCGGGUCGAUUCGACAACAGGGACGAUGUUUGUAUUUUUCACCAACAAUGGAGAAUUAAUAACAGGCGAUAAUGGAGCGUUUGUGGCGAGCGAGCGUCGGAACCUGUACCCAGCAGUUGGACUAGACUCGUACGAUGCGUUGCAUCUUAAUUUUGGCCAAGAACCGUUUGUAUACAGCAAUGUAAUGGAUGAGUUAUUUAACGAAUGCAACGGCAUGGGACGCUCUGCCUUGGAACAACUGCAGUGGAAUGAUAUUUGUGACUUUGAUAGCGAGAGCUCCAAAGGUGAAGACAACAACGUCGAGGAUGAAUCUGGAGAUGACUUUAUGUUCGACGAACAAAUCAGCGCGAGUUUGAUCGCACGCAUUCUUGCAUUGCGGCAAGCAGGAGUAGACAUUGUUUGA
This is a messenger RNA of Peronospora belbahrii, 1215 nucleotides long. Lineage: Eukaryota; Oomycota; Peronosporomycetes; Peronosporales; Peronosporaceae. The record is from the annotation of a GenBank genome assembly.